Molecule: messenger RNA, 732 nt
Organism: Anopheles marshallii
Lineage: Eukaryota; Metazoa; Arthropoda; Insecta; Diptera; Culicidae
Gene: pck
Exons: 4
Coding region: 1-732 (243 amino acids)
Biological process (GO): regulation of tube size, open tracheal system; septate junction assembly
Cellular component (GO): membrane; septate junction
Source: RefSeq, a predicted model, not a curated record
AUGUCUUCGACGGUAGAAAAGAAUGAAUACCCCAAAGCAUCCAAUGCAUUGGUAAUCGGGGCAGUAUUGUCGUACGUCGCGGGUGUAUUUUUACUGAUGAGCUUUUGCUCACCCUAUUGGAUCGUAUCGUAUCCGGAGUCAUUCAGCAGUUUCAAAAACAUGGGCCUGUGGGAGUACUGCUUCCGUGACUUUACCUACCCGUACUACCAGUUUCCCAAGCAAUUCAACGGCUGCCAUCACAUUUUCAGCGAGGAGUACUACGUCAUCAGGGAGUACCUGCUGCCGGGAUGGUUGAUGGUGGUGCAAGGAUUUGUAACGAUUUCCUUUCUGUGCACAUUCACCUCGCUGAUUAUCAUGGCCUGUGAGAUUGUAAGAUGGCCACUAAAGUUUGUGUUGCGUUACGAGUGGAUGCUAAGCAGCAUUUCCUUUACCGGGAUAGCAUCAUCAUCCUUUUUCUUAUUCUUAGCUGUGGCCGUCUUUGGUGGAAAUGCAUACCGACGCGAUUGGCUGAUGUACCCGAAAUUCAAUGUGCUUUCGUGGUCAUAUGAGCUGGCCGUGGUUUCAUUCAUGAUUCAGGCGCUCGCUUCUUUACUGCUGUACAAGGAAUCCCGCAAAUCGUACGAAAUGCGUCGCGAGGCAAAGAAUUUGGUCAUGCAGAUGCAAAUGCACGAACCGGGAUAUCAUCCAUCGCACCAUACUAGCCGAAGUCUGCACAGUGGUGGUUAUAUCUAA